This is a messenger RNA of Drosophila subpulchrella, 3182 nucleotides long. RefSeq names its product basic salivary proline-rich protein 2 (gene stv). The coding region runs from base 631 to 2445 and encodes 604 amino acids. Lineage: Eukaryota; Metazoa; Arthropoda; Insecta; Diptera; Drosophilidae. Gene Ontology annotation, cellular component: nucleus; cytosol; membrane. The transcript has 4 exons. The record is from RefSeq and is a predicted model, not a curated record. Gene Ontology annotation, biological process: protein stabilization. Gene Ontology annotation, molecular function: adenyl-nucleotide exchange factor activity; protein-folding chaperone binding.
CUCAGUCGACGAGCAACUUUGGCAGCGUUUAGACGCCCGUGUGCAUGUGCGUGUGCCCCGUUCAACAACAACAAAGCCGAGUGGCAAUGUGCAAAAAUAAAAAAUCUAUAUAUAUUUUAAAUUGAAUAUAGAAAACCGAGAAACCCACACUCGCACACACUUGGCAGCGCACACACAGACGAGCCAGAGAGCGCGAGCGGAAAUACUUAAAAAAGCUAAAACGUCGAAAAGUGGAAGUAAAAAAGUGGCCGUAUCGGUGUAUCGGCAUCUAGAAAGUGUGGCCAACAAAAGUGACAUCACACUCCGGGCAGCAGAAAAAUCAGCAAAGGAGCUAGAGUUUAAGGAACAUACGAGAAAUCCGAUUCGAAAUCGAAAUCAAAAUCGAGCGGUAGUCGCACGCGUCGUUGCUCAAGGUGAGAACGCGCCACCCCCCUCCCCCUAAAGCACCCACUGCGUCCAAAAAAAUAAAAAAAUUAAUCUCAACAACUGGCACGACAAGUAGUCGCCGCCGUCGAAAAGUCACACAGACCAAGUAUCAACAAAAGGAAAUAAAUUAAAAAUUUUGUCGCUACGCAGCGAGACGACGGAUUCGAUAGCGGUACGGUUUUUUUUUCACCCACCAAAUCACCGAUGAAGCCCACUGUGAUGGCGGCCAAUCAGGCGCCCAGCAAUUCCGGCAAUGGCUCAACCGGCGGACCCGGAGUCAAUAUACCCGUGAGUCGGGAGUAUGUCAGUGGUGGCUACGGAUCGCCCCAGCAGCAGGCGGCGCAGAGUCCACACUUCCACAAUCCCCCGCAAAACGCUUACGGAUCGCCCAGGCAGCAGCAGCAGCACUUCCAGCAGCACCCCCAGCAGGUUCCCCCAAAUCAGCAGCAGCAACAUUUUCAGCCGACCUUUGGAUUCGAACCGAACAUGGACAUGGACAACAUGUUCCCGCGCUCGCACCUGGGCAGGAUGCAUGAUCCCUUCGCCGGCUUCGGCGACUCACACUUUGGAUUCCCGCGCUUCUCGACUAUGGGUCGCCGCGGACGGAUGCCAGGUGCGGCUAACAACCACAUGGAUCACGACGACGACUUCUUCAACCGGCUGCCCUCGGAGUUCCGCCAGUAUAUCCCAGAUGGUUUCGGUGCCAGACGUGGACCGGGAGUACCUACUGCUCCGGGACCAGUUCCCCAGCAGCAGCCACAGCAGCCGCCGCCGCCGCAGCAGCAUCCCCAGCAGCACUACCAGUACGCUGUGCCGCCCCAGCAACAGCAGGUCUACGUGGGACCACCACAGCAACAGGUGCCGCAGUCGCCCUCGAAGCGACUCUGUGACGCUGCCAUCCAGACGGAGGAUCCCGCUGGCCGCUCGGAGGUGGACUGUGCCCCGCCGGCCAAUCUGAACCAGCAUGGCCUUCGGAACACUGUGGACAUGGGCGUUAAGAGUGCCGCCGAGCAGGAUCAGGGACUGCGAUCCCACUCCGCUCCUCCGCCAGAGCAGCAGCAGCAAAAUCUGCUCUACCAGCAGCAACAGCAACCGCAACCGGGAGCACAUCAUCAACAGUUUGGCACCCAGACCAGUCCGCCCGUCCAGGGUCAGCAGUUCAAGUCCUACUAUGCGCCCCAGCAGCAGACACAUCCCCAGCAGAAGCAGCCCACUCCGCCGCCAGCCCCACAGACCCCUGGUGGUACCUAUGUGCGCACCAUACCCAUCUUCGUGGAGGGACGCACCGAGCCGAUUAUCAAUGCCCACAAGGAGAUACCCAACCAGAAUGCUCCGCCAAGUGCCCAGGCCCAGGCUCAAGCUCAGGCUCACUUUGCACCACCACAGCAGCAGAGACCCACGCCUCUGAACACGCAGCAGGCGCAGGCCCAUCCCGACCAGGAGGUGCCAGCUGAGGGAGCCGCUGGAGUGCCACCACAGACGCCACACACCCUCAAUUCGAUCAACAAGAUCCAGGACAUACAGCGCGAUGUACUGGAGCUGAUGGGCAAAGUGGAGCAAUUCAAGGGCACGCGCCAGGAGAAAGAGUACGCCUACCUGGACGAGAUGCUGACCCGUAACCUGCUCAAGCUGGACACAAUCGACACGAACGGCAAGGACAGCAUCCGCCUGGCCCGAAAGGAGGCCAUCAAAUGCAUUCAGGCUUCCAUAAAUGUGCUGGAGGCCAAGGCCGAGGAGAAUGCCAGGCUGGCGUCGGGAGCAGCAGCUGCCAGUGCAGGCCCAGUUGAAUCAGUGGAGACGGCUGCAGUUGCUGCCCCAGAAGCCGCCGGUCAAAUUGCGGAGCCAUUGACUCCACAGCCACAGGAUGCUACGAAAAUCCAGGAGCCCAUCCCUCUGCCGCCGCCACCAAAUGCUGCACCCGUCGAAGGAUCAGCUGCUCCCGUAGCCAGCGUGGUGGAGCCUCUGGCUGCCGGUGAGACCACCGCGCAGUCGGAGACAACCACCACGACAUCGGAAUGAUGAACAGAGCGCCUCUACAGGGCGACCGUUUCGAAGAAGCUACGCAAAUUUACCAAAUUCAAGUGACAACAAACGGACGAUAGAGGCGAGUCCCGAUCCUGAACCCGACUCAUCAAAGGACAGCGACAGACCUGAUUUAACUGGAUUCGAUGGGAAUGGGCUUGGGAAUUGAAUGCAGAUGUGAAUGUGAUCAAGAGGAGCUGGAGCCGGCGACGGAUCUUUGCUAGUAUUUCGUAGAAGCAUACCCGUACUAUCUAAACAUGCAAAUCUCAUGUGUCGAACACUCAACACUCAACACCCAACACUCAUCCCCACACAUCAUCAUCAUAGCACACACACACAGCAUAGAUUAUAGGCUAGUAAGGAAAAUAAUAAUGAGAAAAAGUGCCUGCAUAGAGAAUUCGAAAGAUAACAGAACGAAAACGAUUUGGCAACGAGAGUUGUCCUUCACAGAAAAGAGCUGAUUAUGUUUAAGCGAUAGAGAUCACCAUGAGGAUAUUUUUGAACCUGAGUCCACUUUUUAUACGUAAAUUGCACCGAGGAGCAGCAGUGGGCACAGCAAGCCGCCGUAUGAUCUCAUACAAAUCUACAGCAAUCGCGCUUGCUUGCCACCGACACCACCAUCAAGCUUUGCUGCAGGUGAAUUGUUAAACAAAAGUAAACACUUCUAGAGAAACUAUGAUAACUAUUUAUGCUACUAAUUAAUGCGAAAAUAAAUGUAGAUAUUGUUGACUAUA